UACUUAAAGGCACAGGGGAUAAAUUACAGGCACAAGGUUGGAACAACGAAAACAGCUGCGAGCACUCUAAAGAGAAGACCAGCUAUGUGCUCCUGAAGAAUAGGAAAGGACCGUAAAGUCAUAGUGCGACGGAUAUUAGACGUAUAGUUAGGGCGUUAGACGUCAAUUUCGUAGCUUUGAAGUCGAUUUUGGCCUCUUACGUAUCCCGAAUCUACCUGGGGUCCGUCAAAGAGACCACCACGACACAAAGCAUUCUAAAAGGCCAAACGACCCAUCAGUGGAGGUCGCCAGGCGGAGACUCUCCCUCCUCAGUGGACAUUCUCCCCUCGGGAGGAAAACCGAGACUCCAAACAAGCAACUCUCAACUCUUCUGGAGGAAGUAGCAAAGAAGGACAAGGCGGCCCGACCCGGUACGCGACCUAGACGCCUUCAUCUGACUCAACAGAGGAAGCGGACGCAAGCUUGGUUUGGAGUCGAGGGUAUUCUGGGUGUUAUGACCCUGACAUGAUGUCAGAGUCACUCUGCAAACCACGGCCAGGUGACGAAGGUGGCCGUGUGUGGCUAUCGGCCAAUCACAGAUGGAGUCCCACUAGAGUCACCGCUGGUUCAGGAAGACCUUCAAUCAGGAGCCAGCUGCAACAGUGACGUAACACUUUGAUGCUAGACAUGUUGCUUUUGUAGACCUGUUUUUUUUUUUUUUUUUUUUUAAAACCACACACAACUUCCAGAUGCUGUGUGUCUGCGUGGGCCGAAUACAGAGGGGCUGUGCGGCUCAUGUUGCUGAUUCCUACCGGAUGACAGUCGCACAACAGCAAGUAUAGGGCUUCACAAUUCUGCGGAGCGUCCUUUUUCUGGCUACUGCUGCUUGCGAGGACCUUGCUGCACCCGCUGUCAUCUUCCAUAAAAGCAAACAUGCGGCACAUUCACGUGGAGUUAUCUCACAAAAAAGCUCCAAUGGAGCUUCCGGCCCAGGAAGGGGACUUGCCUCCUCCCACUGCCCCAGCACAGGGCCCCGACUCAGGUGUCAGAGCGGGAGCAGCCAGGCACUUUGACCAAGAGGAUUUGCGUCAUCAAAAGGUCUACCAGCUUUCCAUUUUCUCCCAGUUUGGUGGAUAUUGCUCCUCCACGGAGUCCCACAACGACACCCAAGCGAGACCCGUUCGCUUGGGUGUGAAAAGGGGACUCGAGGAGCCCCAGUUGACUCACAAGCGCCCUCAUGUGGCGGACUGCUCUGACAUUGACUUACUAGAGGGCGGAGUACUGUGUGGGUCAGCGCCAAUGCCAGCAGUGUUAAUGGGUUUAGUAAAGAGCUCUGGCGGUUGUGGGUCUCUUUAUUCUUGCACACAAAUGGAGCACAGGGACUCAGAGGGAGGGGUUUUACCUAGAUCGCCCCCGCUCUCCCCCAGCCACAACCCCUCCCGUCGUCCAACUCAGCACAAUCACGACAGGCCCGUCCCUGAUGUGUUCUCUCCCCUUUUGCCAAAAUCCCCCCCGAUGUGUGACCCUCACGGGCACCUCUGUGAGCAGAGCUAUUCUCUGGGAAACUCGGCCAAACCUGAGCCACCGAACGGGGGACGCACACCCAACUAUUCCGUAGGAAACCCUGGAAAUGAGAGUAAUUGCACAGCCGGGGGCCAACCCAGCCCUCAUUUAUAUGACAUGCCCACGUACGAGCCCCCGAGUCCCACCAGCCCCCCUGGCCCCUUUUCCCCGCCGCACCGCUCGGAACUCCAGGAACCGGGAGAAGCCACGGAAUGGGACGCCGGUUUGGAAUCGUCCCCGCCUGAGCGGAGCGCCACCCAGACUGCCGCGACCUCCAAUGGACCGGCUUCGUGGGAGAAGACCCCGAGCAGUAACGGCCACCGUUUUUUGUCGGCAGGCCACUGGCCGGCCAAAAAGAGGUUGUUGUCCCCGAGCGAAACGGCAGAGUCGUGCUCAGAGGACGAGGGACCUUCUACCUCCAAGAGAACCCGACUUUCCUUGCUGGCUCCCGGCCUGGGAUCUUGUCGUAGCACUGACGCUAAAGCUGCUCCUUACUGGAACCACCUUCUUCCUUCUAAGUGUGCCACAGACUGUACGAGGUCAGGGAGACGACUGAAAAGUGGUCCACGUGUAAAAAGCCGCCAGCUGCGCAGCGGCAGACAUGCAGACAGCAGAACCCUCCUGCGUUCAAGCUGGCCUUCCUCUUCUAUCAGCAGAUCACUUUUAGGAAACUUUGAGGAAUCCAUGCUAAAAGGACGCUUUUCUCCGUCGGGCCGCAUCGAAGGCUUCACGGCGGAGAUCGGCGCGAGCGGCUCGUACUGCCCGCAGCACGUCACCUUGCCCGUGCAGGUUACGUACUAUGACAUCUCCGAGCAAAGUGCCCCCUCGCCUUUCCUGGGUUUGAUCUCCCUGGAGCAGCUUGGAAAGAAAGGAUACAGCAUACCCAAAGCAGGGACCAUUCAAGUGACCUUAUUCAAUCCCAACAAAACUGUGGUAAAAAUGUUCCUGGUGACCUACAACUUCGACGACAUGCCUACGAAUCACAUGACCUUCCUUCGCCAUCGCAUCUUCCUGAUGCCCGUAGAAGAGGAGGCGGCAGAGGGCAAGAAACACACAUCGACAGGGAGCCCAUCGCUCGAUGGCAGGAAGACUCUUUGCUACUUGAUACAUCUCAGAUUCCAUAGCUCCAAAUCUGGGAAAAUCUACUUGCACAACGAUAUCCGGCUGCUAUUCUCCCGCAAGCCCGUGGAAGUCGACACGGGCAUCCCUUAUGAGCUCAAGUCUUUCACCGAGGUGCCAAGUAACCCCAAAUACUCCCCCCGUGUGUGAUCCUUCCCAGUGCUUCCCAAAACGGACUGACAGACUGCAGGAAGGAAGCCUAACGCCUACAGGACUCGCUCUUGUUUGAACAUUGACUUGCCGGUGAAAAGUCUGUACAAAGAAAUGCACACUGACACACACGCACACCCUUGACUGAAUACAGAAUUCAUACAUCUGGUGGUGACUCGCGUUUAACUUGCAUGCCUUGUGACUUCCACACCUGAGUUUUCCUCGAGUGCCGUUCGUACCACGCUGUCCUUCACUCUGCCUGCACGCGCAACGCAAAAAUCGACGGACACUGAUAUGAACGUGGCGAGUAUUUCAAUCAUGUGUGACUCAGCUUCCUGUUAUGUAGCCAGACUGAGGGACAAUGUGCUAUUUCUUUUUUUUUUUUUUUUUUUUUUUUUUUUUUUUUUUUUAAAGAUUUUAUUUUUUUAGAUUUUGGUCAGAAGAAAAAAUAAUAAAGUGUAGUAUUUUUUAAUUUGUUUUUUUUUUUCUUUUUUUUCAAAUGUCUUAAGCAAUAUGCUGCACAAAAAGUAGAGUGUGUUCUUUUCAG
Messenger RNA from Corythoichthys intestinalis (scribbled pipefish), 3358 nucleotides. It is a transcript of the gene atosb, whose product is annotated as atos homolog protein B. NCBI's taxonomy places the organism in Eukaryota, Metazoa, Chordata, Actinopteri, Syngnathiformes, Syngnathidae. The record is from RefSeq and is a predicted model, not a curated record. Bases 913 to 2811 code for a protein of 632 amino acids. The transcript is spliced from 11 exons.